AGAAGUCGACAAAACAGAGUCACAGCCGACAUAUUACGUAAUGUUCAACAACAUUAGAAUAUUAAAACAAUGACAUCAAUAUGAAUCUUCGCUUAGACAAAAUGUAUUAUAAAUUCAUUGUUUUAUUCGUUUUUGUCUUUGUCGUGAGUGCGAACGUCUGUGAGUAUGAUUACUGUGAAUGUGAUGACAAUGUACGCAAUACAACCGUUCAGUGCGCUUUCGGUAACAAAGCUCUAGCCUCGAACCGAUCCUUACCAAACAAUACGAUUACACUGAUUCUGUCUAAAAGUAAUAUAACAAUCCUACAACCAUCAGAAUUGCUCAAAUCAGAUACAUUAGAGGAAUUAUUAUUGAGUUUUAAUCAUAUUAUCGAUAUAAAACCUUCCUCGCUUCAACUACCGCAACUAAAGAGGUUGGAUCUGAGCGACAACGAACUACAGGUCAUACAGCCGGGAGUGUUCGUUGAAUUACUUAAAUUGGAAUCCCUCAAUCUGGCCAAUAAUAAAUUCACCCAAAUAUCACGCCUCGACUUCCACCCUUUAGUGAAUUUGAAAGAAAUUAUCCUAGACGGUAAUAACAUUGGCAGAGAUCUGCUCGACACGUCUCUCUUCGAUCCUAACGGUUGUGGGCUUACUAAUGCAAUACAAAGUAUAUCUUUAAAUAAAAUAAAUCUACAAGAUGUGAGGAGAGAGUAUUUUUUGCAAGCCGACAAGCUCUCAAAUCUGAGCCUAUCAGGAAACAAUAUAACAACAAUACCUUAUUUUAAACAAUUAUUGCACCUAGACUUGUCUGACAAUCCCAUCGAAGUGCUUGAAUUCGAUCAGACAUAUCCACCGAUUAUUUCGGUUUUCAAGAUAAACAAUUUGAAAAUAAAAGAGAUCUCAAUGAAUGGACUUUUGGGAUUAUUCAAUGAAAUAGAAAUGGAGAGUAAUAGACAUUUAAGCAAUUUUUCUCAUUUAGCAUUCGGUUCCAAUAUUCUGAGGGACGAUUAUGAUUUCAUAACACGUAAAUUAUCUAUGAGGAGUUCAAAUUUAUCCUCAUUGGAUGAAAGGCUUUGGGUCCUGUUCAAACACUUGGAGGUGUUGGAUCUACAAGACAAUCCUUGGCACUGCGACUGUCGAAUAUCUUGGUUCCUGAAACUCAACAUACCUCUGAUAUUAAGCCAAGAACUCAAAUGUGCGACACCAUCUUACUUCAAGGGUAUAAGAAUUUUGGAUCUCAAGCCUCACGAUUUCGAGUGUCCUCAACAAACUGUCCCCAAAACUGUAAGAUAUAGUGAAGGUGUUUACGAACUGGCCGUCACCUUGGGAUUGAUUUUGUACACGUUGUUACUUAUCGUAACACUCAUAUGGAUCUACUUUUUCUUAUACCUACCGAGGACGAGGGUUAAAAAGAAUGAAUACUUACAAAUAUAACGGAAGGAAAAUA
Danaus plexippus (monarch butterfly) is the source of this 1428-nucleotide messenger RNA. Its product is annotated as leucine-rich repeat and immunoglobulin-like domain-containing nogo receptor-interacting protein 1-B. Gene Ontology annotation, molecular function: protein binding. The transcript has 2 exons. Gene Ontology annotation, cellular component: extracellular matrix. The record is from RefSeq and is a predicted model, not a curated record. NCBI's taxonomy places the organism in Eukaryota, Metazoa, Arthropoda, Insecta, Lepidoptera, Nymphalidae. Bases 81 to 1415 code for a protein of 444 amino acids.